AUGCCAGAACAACCCCGGAGAUCGGCUUCACCCCAGGCCCCUAUCGAGAGCGCCAGACCCCACGUCCACACGAUCGGAUCCCUGAACCUCCGCCAUCGAGGCCCGACCCGUGCUGCAACUUUUGCAGAGGGCACAUCAAGCAUUCAAGAUCAACGUCGCAAUUCAAGCUUCUCGGACUCAGUAUCUGAAGCACGAAAUUCGAUUCGCUCCUCAACUGAUGAGUUAUUGUUCCCACGCGUAGUUCAGAAGGGGAACAUCGGUUUGCCGAACGAGGAAUCGAAUUGGCAAUCUGCGCCUCUUGGUCUAGCAUUAUUGCCUGCUAUCGCCGGUAUCUUUUUUAAAAAUGGGAGUGCCGUCGUAACAGAUAUCACUCUGCUGAUUCUGGCAGCUAUCUUUCUCAACUGGUCGGUGAGACUACCAUGGGAAUGGUAUCGCUCUGCUCAGGCCUUGAAACAAGAGGACAUAUAUUACGAUUCCGUCGCUUCAAAUCUAGAACUCGAAACGGAUGAGAAUGGGGAAACCUGUGAAGACCGAAAGAAUGCGACAGAUCGAGAGCGCCGAAGGGAACAACAAGUCCCCAGUGCUGCCAACGAAGCCAGUAAGGAGCUUCAAAUUCAUGAAGUUGUUGCUCUUGCAUCGUGCUUCAUCUUCCCCGUGAUCGGGACAUGGCUUCUCCAUGCUAUCAGAUCCAAAUUGUCGCGUCCAUCGGAAGGAUUGGUAUCAAAUUACAACCUAACCAUUUUCCUGCUGGCGUCAGAGAUUCGGCCAUUCGCUCACCUGCUGAAGAUGGUGCAGGCGCGCACACUCCAUCUUCAGCGCGUUGUCGCUGCAUCUGCCGACGACGAGGAGAAACUGGACCCGAAAAAGAUCAAGGACCUAGCCAAGCGACUGGAGGAACUCGAAGCACAUGUCGCUGAAACAGCGGCGGCUCGGCUACCGUCCGGAUCAUCAAAUUACCCACAAGACCAGGAACUACCUCAAAAUCUCAUCUCGCAAGCAACCGCAGAAAUCCGCAAAGGCUUCCAACCGGAGAUCGAUGCCUUGAAUCGCGCGGUUCGGCGCUACGAGAAGCGCACAGCGCUCACUUCAUUUCAGACGGAGGCGAAAUUUCAAGCGCUCGAAACCCAGGUACACGAUGCUAUUGCUCUGGCGGCAGCAGCGCAACGCUCCGGCUCCCGUCGACCCUUGGGUACUCUAUCGGGCUUGUUCAAUAGCAUUUAUGCAAUUAUCCUCCUUCCCGUGCAGAUCUUCAUGUCCCUGGCAAGCCUCCCGUUUCAGCUAUCAACGCGAUGUCUACGAUAUUGCAAAGAUAUGCUAGUCUCGAAACCACCUCGAAGAUCGAGCAAGGGUAAGGUGCCGCGCGAUCUCAGAACUUCUUCAAGGCAGUUCAGAAGGAUUCCUCCACAGGACUUGGAUGGUGGUCCAGCGCUCAAACCAAUCCGGGAGUAUCAAUAG
Molecule: messenger RNA, 1455 nt
Organism: Aspergillus lentulus
Lineage: Eukaryota; Fungi; Ascomycota; Eurotiomycetes; Eurotiales; Aspergillaceae
Source: RefSeq, a predicted model, not a curated record